Molecule: messenger RNA, 603 nt
Organism: Rodentolepis nana
Lineage: Eukaryota; Metazoa; Platyhelminthes; Cestoda; Cyclophyllidea; Hymenolepididae
Source: the annotation of a GenBank genome assembly
AUGGAAGUCCAUCUCCCCAAUAAUGAUAGAGGACCCACUUCAACAGGCAUGGAAUUUUUGGAAAACUACUUCUUAGGCAUCUUUACGUGUGAGGCAAUUCUGAAGAUUGUAGCCCUUGGAUUUCUACUUCAACCCGGUGCCUAUCUUCGAAAUGUCUGGAACCUCCUCGACUUCACCGUCGUUAUAACCGGUUAUAUAACGGUUUUUGCGCAAACCGAAACUGGAAUUGAUUUGAGGACACUCCGGGCUGUUCGUGUCCUACGUCCACUCAAACUGGUUUCUGGAAUACCCAGUCUGCAGGUCGUUCUGAUGUCGCUGAUAAAGGCGAUGGCGCCGCUACUGCAAAUUGGUUUGCUUGUCCUUUUUGGCAUUGUUGUAUUGGCUAUUGUUGGACUGGAGUUCUACGGUGGAGGAUUUCACCUCACCUGCUUUGACGAACUUUUCAUGUUGGAUGUAAGAAGCUUGUGGAGAAGAGAUCGAUUGUCGGUGAGAAAUGAUUCAAAACUGGAGAAGAAUUUCCAGAUGCAUAGUAGUCAAUUGUCGAAAGCUCUUUCACAAAUGGGUCAGAAAGUGGGAGCAACGUGUUCUCUUCCCCCAAUUUGA